Molecule: messenger RNA, 1578 nt
Organism: Exophiala viscosa
Lineage: Eukaryota; Fungi; Ascomycota; Eurotiomycetes; Chaetothyriales; Herpotrichiellaceae
Product: retrograde regulation protein 2
Exons: 3
Coding region: 1-1578 (525 amino acids)
Biological process (GO): transmembrane transport
Cellular component (GO): membrane
Molecular function (GO): transmembrane transporter activity
Source: RefSeq, a predicted model, not a curated record
AUGGCAUUGCGAGACAAGAGUUUCUCGGAGCACGAGCAGACUCAAUACAUAGCAGGACUGUCUUCUCAGAGAGUGUUGUCCAAACCUGAUAGCGAGCUGAGGGUCCAUGUUCAUGGUGAGGAUCACCGAAUGGCAACAAAUAGCGCCGAAAGACCUAUUACGAAGGUUGGACACACUGAAGAAAAGAGACUGCGCCUCAAAGUCGAUCUGCAUAUAAUCCCCCCAAUUGCAAUCCUAUAUCUAUUCAGCUGCAUCAGUCGUGCCAACAUCGGCAAUGCGAAGAUCGCAGGUUUGGAGGAAGACCUACAUCUGACAGGUAACAACUACAAUAUCGUUUUGACGGCGUUCUAUACGUCCUAUAUCAUCUUCCGAAUCCCAUCCACCUUGCUGUGCAAACGACUCGGUCCUCGCCUCUGGCUACCAGUGAUCGCCCUGGGCUGCGGUCUACUCACACUAUGUACAGCAGUAUGCAACAACAUUCACACCCUCUGCGUUGUCCGGUUCUUCUUUGGCCUUUUUGAUGCCGGCAUGUUACCAGGCAUCGCGUACUAUCUCUCAAGAUGGUAUCCGAGGAAGGAAUUCGGCUCGAGACUGUCGCUCUACAUCGUCAUGGCUCCACUUGCAGGUGCUUUUGGGGGCCUACUAGCCUCCGGAAUUCUGUCGCUCGAUCAUUUCGGCAGGUUCCAUCGCUGGCGAAUGCUCUUCAUGGUCGAUGGCAUUAUCUUCUGCGGUCUUUCAGUUGUCGGCUUUUUCACCAUCUUUGACAGUCCCUUGUCGGCACGCUGGCUGUCAAAGGAGGAAAAGGCCUUUGUAAUUGGUCGUGUGCAAUCUGAGCGACCUGUGUCGACCGAGUUCCUGGACGACAUCAGUUUUGCCAGGUCGCGACGGGGAAUUUUCAACCCGGUCACAAUCACCACAGGCUUGAUCUUCCUCCUCAUCAAUGUGACAGCUGGAGGCCUCCAAUUCUUUGCUCCUACUAUUGUCAGGACCAUAUAUCCGGACAGCAGCACAGUCUCCCAGCAACUCCGUACGGUUCCGCCAUACGCUGUCGGUGCUUUCUUCACGAUCCUUUAUCCCUUCCUUGGCUGGCGACUGGACCGAAGCAAUAUCUUCAUCAUCCUUGCGGCACUGCCAAUAAUCGUUGGCUAUAUCAUGCUGCUGGCUACUCAAACCCCUCAAAUACGAUGGGCGGCAUUGUUCUUCGUUGCCAGUGGGGUGUACCCAUACGGCGCGCUUUGCGAUGCUCAGAUCUCAGCCAACGUUAUUUCCGACACUGCACGUUCUGCCGCAAUUGGUACCAACAUUAUGCUGGGCACCUGUGGAGGACUGAUUUCAAUAUGGAUGUGGCUUCCAAGAGAUAGCCCGAAGUACCGUAUUGGCAACGGUACUAAUUUGGCGACAUCGAGUGUCGCACUGAUAGUUGCUGUUCUCCUUCAUCUCUGGGUUAGAUUCGACAAUGGAAGGAGAAACACGAGGGAGAUGAGUACUGCCGAGUUGGCUGGCCUGGACCAGGAUCAAGCUCAAGAUCAAGCUCAAGAUCUCGAAUGGCGUCAUCCGGCAUUCAGAUGGAAGUUGUGA